This is a messenger RNA of Spinacia oleracea (spinach), 2554 nucleotides long. Its product is annotated as E3 ubiquitin-protein ligase COP1. The coding region runs from base 192 to 2210 and encodes 672 amino acids. Lineage: Eukaryota; Viridiplantae; Streptophyta; Magnoliopsida; Caryophyllales; Amaranthaceae. Gene Ontology annotation, molecular function: protein binding; ubiquitin protein ligase activity. The record is from RefSeq and is a predicted model, not a curated record. Gene Ontology annotation, biological process: proteasome-mediated ubiquitin-dependent protein catabolic process. The transcript has 13 exons.
ACGUGGGCCAAUUUAGUUCUCUUAAAACCCCCAUAUUUGUUGUCUAUGCACUUUCUUUCAAUUCUCCUCAUUUCCAUUCCGCACACCGUCGACAACAUUAGACCACUCGCCUUCCAACCGCUUCACAACCACACGCACCAGAGACUCAAGAUCAUCUCCUUCAGGAGAAAGAAACUGCGAAAUACAUUCAAAUGGAGGAGAGAGAAACCUCCACUGGGGCUUUGGUACCGGCGGUAAAGCCUUUAUCGGUGGUUCCUCCUCCACCGGCACCGGAAUCUGCCGUCUCCGGUGACGAAUUGGUGGUUUCGCCGACGGAAGCGGACAAAGAUUUGAUGUGUCCGAUUUGUAUGCAGAUGAUAAAGGAUGCUUUUCUUACCGCUUGUGGACAUAGUUUUUGUUACAUGUGUAUCAUCACUCAUCUUCGUAAUAAGAGUGAUUGUCCUUGUUGCGGUCGUCAUCUUACAAACAAUCAGCUUUAUCCUAAUUUCCUCCUCGACAAGCUAUUAAAGAAGGCUUCGGUUCGUCAAGUGUCGAAAUAUGCAUCUCCUGUUGAACAAUUUCGCCGUGCAUUAUUGCAGGGUUGUGAAGUGUCAGUCAAGGAGGUGGAUACCCUCAUGUCACUUCUUGCAGAGAAGAAGAAAAAGAUGGAGCAAGAAGAAGCUGAGAGAAACAUGCAGAUUUUGCUGGAUUUCUUGCAUUGCUUGAGAAAGCAGAAAGUGGAUGAGCUCAAUGAGAUUCAAAAUGACCUGCAGUACGUCAAAGAGGACAUCACUGCUGUUGAGAGGCAUAGAAUGGAGUUAUAUAGAGCAAGGGAUAGGUACUCAGUAAAAUUGCGAAUGCUCGGUGAUGAUUCAACCCCGAAAUUGUGGCCGUCAACAGCUGAUAGGAGUACUGGUGGUGUUUCCUCUGGUUCACGUAGCUCACUAGGAGGGUUGGCUAUGGGAAAUUUCCAGAACAAGAAGAUGGAUUGUAAGGCUCAAGGCUCCCACGGGAAUCAGAGAAAGGAUGCUUUAAGUGGUUUGGACUCACAGUACAUUAGCCAGUCAGGUUUGGCUGUGAUGAGAAAAAAAAGGAUCCAUGUGCAGUUUAAUGACCUGCAAGAAUGUUACCUGCAAAAGCGACGCCAGUUAACUGACCAGCCAAUCAGACAGGAUGAGAGGGAUCCAAAUUUUGUGCAGAGAGAAGGCUAUAGCGCAGGUCUUGCUGAGUUCCAAUCUGUACUAUCUACUUUCACUCGUUACAGUCGAUUGAGAGUUAUAGCUGAACUCAGACAUGGGGACCCUUUUCAUUCUGCCAAUAUCGUAUCAAGCAUUGAAUUUGACCGCGAUGAUGAGUUAUUUGCUACAGCUGGAGUUUCCCGAAGAAUUAAAGUCUUUGACUUCUCCUCGGUUGUGAAUGAACCUGCAGAAUCACACUGUCCUGUUGUUGAGAUGUCAACUUUGUCCAAACUUAGUUGUUUGAGCUGGAACAAGUUUACCAAGAACCAAAUAGCUAGUAGUGAUUAUGAGGGAAUAGUUACUGUAUGGGAUGUGACGACACGCCAGAGUGUGAUGGAGUAUGAAGAACAUGAAAAACGGGCAUGGAGUGUUGAUUUUUCGUGCACAGAACCUUCAAUGCUUGUGUCUGGCAGUGAUGACUGUAAGGUAAAAGUGUGGUGUACAAAACAAGAAGCUAGUGUGCUUAACAUUGACAUGAAGGCAAAUAUAUGUUGUGUCAAGUACAAUCCAGGAUCUAGCUAUCAUAUUGCGGUUGGUUCUGCUGACCAUCAUAUUCACUACUAUGAUCUGAGGAAUGUAAGUCAGCCACUUCAUGUGUUUGGUGGGCACAAGAAAGCGGUCUCAUAUGUCAAAUUUUUAUCAACAAACGAGCUUGCUUCGGCAUCAACCGACAGCACAUUGAGGCUGUGGGACGUGAAAGAGAGCUUACCAGUUAGAACAUUUAGAGGUCAUACUAACGAGAAGAACUUCGUAGGCUUGUCAGUAAAUAGUGAAUACAUAGCCUGUGGGAGUGAAACUAACGAAGUGUUUGUCUAUCACAAGGAAAUUUCUAGACCUGUAACAUGUCAUAAAUUUGGGUUGCCGGAUGUUGAGGAUGCCGAUGAAGAUGCUGGAGCCUAUUUCAUAAGUGCUGUAUGCUGGAAAAGUGAUAGUCCUACAUUGUUAACAGCCAACAGUCAAGGAACAAUCAAGGUGCUAGUGCUUGCUGCUUAAAGUUCACCUAGUUAAUUAUCACAGGAUUUCAAAAAGUGACCAAUGCCUGAAUUUAUUCAUAGAUUUUGUUUUGCCCGUUUCCAUUCUCCAUUAUUGGGUCUUGCAACCAUUCUCUUGUAUAUACGUCAUAUCCGUCAUGUAAUGAGGUCUCCAUAUCUGUUGCAUUUUGUAAAUUUGUCCGUCUCCUGUCAGAGUGAUGUAGACUUUGUGGCUCGGAGUAUGCAACUCUCCGGCCACUUGCGGGAUGGAUCUAUUUCCAAUUGUUAUGACUUUUUAUGUACGAAGCAUUAAAGUUUUCAUAGCAUAUUAAUAGGAAAUAAGUUGUACUUUUUUUUUAUUAACAA